Arachis ipaensis is the source of this 1915-nucleotide messenger RNA. The record is from RefSeq and is a predicted model, not a curated record. NCBI's taxonomy places the organism in Eukaryota, Viridiplantae, Streptophyta, Magnoliopsida, Fabales, Fabaceae.
CAGAGUGCAUAAUCUGCAAUGAGUUCCUAGGCUGUUACACCGUGGGUCAUAGCAGAAAAGACUGCUUGAGUUCUUGCACGUUAAGCGCCCUUGAGGGGAUUUAUUGAGAUUCCACAGAAUCUCAUUUCCAGUGUCCACCACAAGUUCCACCUCUGCAUGUUCAUCACCAUCUCCUAUGAUGAAUCUUGCAAUGACAUCAACAUCAUUUGACGCUUCAGUUGUAGCAGCUGCUGACCGAUUUAUUGGUCUUGGCUGGUUCAUGAAUUGUGAUACUAAUGCCGAACGAUUAUUCGAGCACGUAUCACAUGUUCUUGUGAUAGGCAUUGAGAAGCCAUCUUUGGUGGUGAUGGUGAUUGUAAAAUGAAUGGAAAUGCUUCUUGGAUGGAGAAGAAUCCAUUAAUGGAAGAAGGUGGGAGGGAAUGAGUGAUUAGAGGUGAGGUGAGGUUAUCUGUCACUCUCUGCGACUCUGGAUUACCCUUCUUCUCUUGCUCUCACCAAAGUAACGUGCUCUUCUCCUCUCCUAUACGAUUGUUGUGUUACGUCUACUCUCUUCUCCUUCUCCGUCUGUUUUGUAUUAGUUCGUUGUUGGCAUCAGAUUUUUGGGAAUAGGCUUUCAGCUAAAGUGGGGAAUCAAUGACAUACUUAAAAUGCCAAAGAAAGCCUUUCCGCCACUGGAAUUUCCUGAGCUUGGAAGUUGCAACCUUCUGCAGUCAUUUUUGAACAAUGAGCUUGGAAUUAGCAGCAGAGAAAGGUUGCUAUGGUAUUUUAUUUGUUCAUUCAGUAUUUUUGGCUCUUUUGGUCAAAACAUAGACCAUUUCCUUUUUGAAUUGCAAAAUACCAACUUCUACAAGAUUAUGUCAAGAUGCUGCAUUGUUUCAGGUGAUAACUUUCUUCAAGGAUUGCUCAUCAAUGGUUGGCUUACAAAAUUAGCAUUCCUCUGUGGCCAUAUAGAAAAACCAGUAGCCAUUUGGUCCUUCAACACAAUGUUAUAUUCAUCAAAUGAAGAGCUCCGAAACUCAUCCUCUGUAAAUACAUGUUUGUUAUGUUUCCUUUUGGUUGAUCAAUUGCCUGUCAAAAUUGGUUGGUUUCCUGAGUACUCAGAUUUGAGAAGAGCUCUUGACACUUCUGGGUUUCUUUUUGAAUUUUCAUCCAGUGGUGAACCCAAAAAUUUAGAUUCUGACACUGGAGAACCACCCCAAAAUAUUCGAGCCUGGCUCAAAUUUGUCACUGCUUGUUGUCUAAUGCGGAGUAAACAACCAGCAUUUUCUGUUGUAGAAGCUGAAGAACUCAUUGAAAGCAUUAUACGUCUAUUCCUAGAUCGCCAGUUUCAAGGUUUAUUAGUGCUUUUGAAUGAUUGCAUGCAAGCCAUUGUCAAUUACUUCACAGACCAGGAAUGGCAUUCAAGUUGUGAGAACAUAGCAAAAUUCGUUGCUUCCAGAGUAGCUCAGCUAGAAAGCCUUGGAGUUGUGGAGGCUUUGAAGGACCAAGGAGUGUGUAGGUGGAACUAUGUUCUCAUAAAUGUUCAACAACAUGUGAAGAGCCAUGUUAGAUUGUUUUCACAGUUUCCUUCUUCUUCCUCUGCUAUGGGCUCCAUUACAGUACUCAAGAGGUCCCAAAAAGCUAAGCAGUCAGAGGAAUCAUUAAGAGAAGUCAUGUACUUAUCUUGUUGGGGUCCUAUGUAAAUGUUAGUAAUGAGAUCCAUUUAGGACAAUAGAGAAACAAAUUUUCAUCUUUGAUGCUACUAGCUAGGCCAUGAUUCCAUGUAGUCUUGUAUAGGUGGGGUCAUAUAAAGCAAUUAUUUCAUCUUGUAUACAUAACAUCAUCGUAUGGUACAAGAUGAAUACAAGAGUUGUUUGGUUAUACAAGAUGGUUAUAAUGAUUCUUCUUCAAUAUAGAAUGCUUACUUUUUUGUUAA